CGCGAGGACACAAUGUCUUGGCUGGGCUGCUUUCCCUGGUCCCAAGGGAUAAAGAAACGGGCCUGUAGAUAUCUUCUGCAACGAUAUCUCGGUCAAUUUUUAGAAGAAAAGCUGACAUUGGAUCAGCUCACUGUUGAUCUUUACAAUGGAACUGGUCGUGUAACCAAUGUCAGCCUUGAUGUGCAGGCACUCAAUGAAAUGGGAGAACAACAGAAUCUUCCAUUAGAAUUUGUUGAUGGUUUUGUAGCCGAGAUGUCUGUGAGCAUACCAUGGUCAGCUUUAUUAAGUGAAGCAACUUAUGUAGAGGUAACCAGUCUCAGAUUAACCGUUCAACCUAGACAAAGAACAGAAAGUGGAGCAUCAAUGUUCGAGUCUAUGUGGAGCUCAAUGACAUCCAGCAUGCAGCUUGCACAAGAAUGCUUACAAGAAGAUGCUAAUAAUGUUGGAAAUUCUCAGCCAUUGGAGGGAGUAGAAUUGUUUGCACAAACAAUAGACUCUAUUUUAUGCAGAGUGAAAGUGAGAUUUAUAGAUACUGUAAUACGUAUGGAACAUGUGCCUCUGGAUUCUUCCACAGGAGUUGCAAUAGAAAUGUGCAUAAAAAAUCUUGAAUAUUCAGAUGAAGCAGGUUUGGACCCAAGUAGCACUUCAUUAGAUCCUAGCCAGUCAACAAAGGGCUACAUUGUGUCAGCGUUUACUACAAAACGCUUCUACCUGGAGGGAGUGAUGUUCUAUACAGAUGAAUUUCCAUCUCGUGCAAGAACUUUCUCCAGAAGCAUAAUAACAACGAGUAGGGGUUCCACACCAGAUUCUAAAGUAAAGAAUUCAGAUGGCCAAUUUUCUUCUGCACAAAUAUCUCCCACUCAGAAUGCCCAGACUCCUUCAGAUGGGAACAUUCUUAAUAACCUAAACGAAUCGAAUCCUAUAAUGUUUGCUAAAUUGGCAGGCAGACAAGAAAUAAGAUUGAAGUUGAAGCAAGGAGAAGGUGUUUCAGGGCCGAAGGUAGCCUUAGAAGUAACACUGGGAUCUUUUACCUCGUUCCUGAGUCCGCGACAAAUGCAUGUUUUAUUGGAACUAGGACACGGUCUAGCAUCUCCAGAUUUGGAAGAUGUCAGUAAUGUUGCACCAAGAAAUUGCACCGAGAAACCUAUGGCUGUUAGUGAUUUUAAUCGCGUGGAACGAGAACUUAUUCACCAAAUACAUCCAACACAAGGAUUACGUACUACGGAUCUAAGACACACGCAAGGUUGGUCAACAGCAUCUUUGGACGAGUCAGAUAAUGAAGAUGAGUUCCUACCUAUGCGAUUACCAGGAUCUACAUCGAUGAGCGAUUCUGUUACAAGCAAUAACAUUAGCAUGGAUGGAAGUAUAUCGACCAGUAGUAUCAGCUUAAAAAGUUCUGCUACAAAUUUACCAAAGCAACGGAAACAGAGACAUAGCGUGGACAGUGGUCCUUCCGCAGAAACAUCUCACUUUCAUGUGAGAGUAUCUUCCAUAGCUGUGAUUCUAUUACACGAAGAUAUAUUGACUACGUGUGUAAAUGGCGGUGGUCUAACAUGUUCUAGUAUACAACAAAUGAAGAAUUCAGCGGACGAAUUUUUUAAGCAGCUGGGACUAUUUGCAACCGGCGGAUAUGGAAACAAAGAUUUCGAUAAAGCAUCGAAAUUACUCUUAAAUGCUUGCCAAUUGAGUCAUAUUAGAUUACUUGCUGCACCUUUAGUGAUGGAAGGAAGGGAGAAGACUACUACAUUGUCUUCUGUAAUAUCUGGAACACUGACUUUAGCCAGCUUUGAAAUUGUAGAAUGUUUAAUUGAUUCAAACAGUUCCAGUGGAAACGGCACUCCGCCGGCAGAAUACGUAGAGCUACUUACUUUUCCAAAAGAGAACUCAACAAAUAUUGGUUUCACCAAUAAAACAGACUUUAAAAUGAAGUUCAAAUAUGUUGAAGAUGCUCAUAGUGCUAGACAUGCUCAAUUAAUGAAAUACACGCAUCCUUGUACAGAAAUUGAUAUUGAAUUGGAGCCGUGUAAAAGUGAAGUGGAUAUAACUAUUGUAGAUAGGAUAUGCGCUUUACUUAACCCGCAGCCUAUAUGUGUUUGCAAUCCCGUAUCUAAUAACAAAAAUAUCAAUCAACAAACAUUGUUUUACCAAGCUGUGGAGAGCCCGACGUUAUCAGAUUUCUCGGCUGUUAUAAACGUAUCGUCGUCGCAAUGUACGAUAAAGCUAAGGUUUCCAAUACCAGAUUUACGACCACUGCACGAUAUGAAUCGGGCACCGUGGUGGAAACGAUCAGUAAGAACGGAUUACAUGAUUUUGAAACUGACAGAUGCACAAAUACAUUCUUCCGUGAAGAGCCAUCCUCACUCUGUGGCCAAGCACGAGAUUCAGUUCCGGAAGAUGCUGUUUUCAUACGCGGAAACUGAAACGGACACGCCAAUAAACAUAGGCAAAGUUACGACCGACGAAAAGAACAAUGCAUCGUGUCAGCAAGUGAACGAGAGGUUCGGUUUGGCCAGAGUGGCAAUUACAAUUUAUCCGCAGCGUUUGAGCGGUCAAUUGGAAGAUAGUUCGGAGGGUGAACCGGACUCAAGCUUGGACGAAACUUUGGAGAACGCACCUAAACAUCAACCAUCGCCGUUCAGUUCCAAACGUGUUAUCCAUGAAUCUGAUACACCCCAUUCAAGACCGCAUGGACAGGGCGACAGAGACAACUUGGAGCAAAGAGAAGGGGAAGAAUUGAUUAUACCAGGCAGUCGAGAAGAAAUGCUAGAGUUUAUGGAUCAAGGCAUUCGAGGUUCUAGAAUUCAACUAGAAAUCAACUUUCCAUGCGUUUCCGUCCAGAUACCAUCUAAGCACCUUUACGAACUGCUGUAUAAUAGAUUCAAUACCGAUCUUUUUUUAUGGGAACCGUCAGCACCAAGGCCGAAAUACAGCACGUACAUGGAGGGUCAUGUUGGUCUCGAUUUAGCAUCUACCUUGUUGCAGGAGUCUGUUUAUCCUAGAUUUAGCACGUGUAAAAGUGGAAUUCAAUAUGAUUCCGACUCUGACUCGGAUGAGGAUGGUAUAUUUCAUUCAGCGGCCGAUAAAAGUUACAGGCAGUACCAGAACAAGGUGUCGAGAAAUGGCCAGAGCAAGCUAGCACUAAUUUUGAAUAUAGAUCAAGGCAUUCUUUGCAUGUUCACCCCAGUUCGUGAUUCGAUGCGCAAUGUUAUACCCGGGCAACAAGGAGAAUUUAUAAUCCGAUUGGAAGAUGCGACGAUAUUUUCAGUAACCGCGUAUAAAGGGAAUUCAAAUUUAGGUUACGUAUGUGCCAUGAUAAAGGAAAUGUCUUUGGAUCAUUGCGGAUUAAUGACCACUCCUUCGCAACCACCGCCACUGAGACCUAUUAAUAGCAUCACCCCGCGACAUUGUCAAAAGGCUAUAUAUAAAAGUGAGCCAGAUGCGAAUGUAUUGGGAACGAAUAACAAUGAUAAAGAUAUGGUGAUGCUUGCUAUUCGAAUACAGGCUGCACAUCAGACGCAUCGUAUAAAAACUUUCAGAGUAGCGGUAGGCAUAUCAAAUGCGACGCUCAGAUACAGAAUGUGUACCACCGGUACCUCCUGGUUCACACAAUUGACAGAUUGCUUGGAUGUAACUGAUCAUCCAGUCGCUGGAUAUUCUCCACCGGGGAUAUUGACAGAGCUGCAUUUACAUCUUUGGGAUUGCGCGGUCGACUAUAGGCCGGUACACCUGCCACUGAGGUCAAUGGUAACUCUUGGCAACUUCAGCGUGUCCAGUAACAUUGCCGCGCAGACAAACACCUCGACGUUACGCUUCAUAGCGGAAGAUAUUGCCUUGUUUAUCUCGAACAAAGUAGGAAAAAUCGUGGACCUAAAGCGAGAUUAUGUGUGCGUUAUGGAUGUCGGCUUGUUCGAGCUGUCAUUGAGAUUAAACGAUAAAAUGUGCGGUGGUGCGCCCAGAGUGGAUCUAAGAGCGAGCAACAAUGUUCUCCAUGUACGAACCUGUUCAGAUUCAGGCCGUGCUCUUGUUCAACUGUUAACAUAUUUUGCCAGCGAUGGAGAUCUCUUACCGAAUACAGAGAGCAUUGAAAGUAUUACGGUACCAAGUUCCGGGGACGAGGAAAGCCUUCUUGGAGACGAGAGUAUCAACACGUUGAGCAAAAGUCAAGAGGAGCGUGUGAACAGUUUGAUGGAGGAAGCGAUGGAAGAGACUGUGAAAGGAACAGCUGCGAACGUAGAUGGUAAAAUAUUGGUAACCGAGAAUCGAGUGGAGGUAUUCUUCUUUCCCGACGAGUCUCACCCACUACCGCGAACAGUACCUGAAUUGUGUAAAAGUCCUGGACAAUGUGCCAAACCAGAAUGCGGUAUGGAGGCCGAUGACCCUAACGAGGACUUUUGUAUAUUAGGAGAAGAGGCUGGUGCAGGGAUCAUGCCUAGACACGGGGUACCAGAAGUUCGUUGGCUGUGUCAUGAGUCAUUGAGGAUAAUAGACAACCACUUUGCGGUCCCGCUUGGUAAGACAGAUUUACUGAAAGCGCCUAGACACUUCCCUGCGCCAAUUUUGAGGUACACCCUCUGUGAAAUGACACUGGUUUGGCACAUGUACGGAGGAAGGGAUUUCGAUGCUUCGCCACCGAUCCAGAAACAUGUCACUAUUAACGAUGGUACACGUGAAACGACCCAGGAGAGAAGUAGAUCUCCAUGGUGCGAUGGUGUGUCUUUCAAUAAAUCGAAUCCCAACGAGGUAUAUUUUGGAAGCAUGCCGAAUUCGCCGCGAGGCAAGGCUAAAGAAACGACGGACUGGCAAACGUUGGGAGGCCCAGGCCGUAGACAGGAUGUUCUGAUGGAACUUCAGUUGAACAAAGUGCGCUUUCAACACGAGGUUUAUCCCGAGAACACGGCAGAGGCGGCCAGGCAAAUAUUGCUAGUAAGCGAGAUAGAGAUUAGAGACCGACUGGCAUCCUCGCACAUCAACAAAUUCUUGUACCAAUAUAGUAGCGAAGCGAAACCAAAACAAUCACAUGCGAACAUGUUCGCUAUGAAGGCGGUUCACGUCAGGCCAGACCCAAGAUUAAGCGCUCAAGAAUGUUGUCUGAAGCUAAGCCUACUGCCGUUACGUUUAAAUAUAGAUCAGGACAGCCUGUUGUUCUUGAUAGAGUUUUUCAACGAAUUGGGCGGUGGUUCGAAGCAGGCUACUGAGAUCUCGAGUACUCCUAAUAAUCCACAAUCUUCCCCAGUAUCUAAACAAGGGACGCCGACGCAUCAUCCGCCGGUCAUGAGCGUGAACGAUACCGCACCUAAUGCUCCGUCACCAACGAACACGUCACAGAACGAUACUCUAGAUCCGAACUUGUUAAUACUCUUGGAAGACGAGCUAAUGAUCAAAGAGAGUAAAACGAAAAUAAAAAUGACGCAAGAAGUUCACGAAGAUUGUCAGCCGAUAUAUUUUAGGAGCGUUAUAUUUUCCCCUGAAGUCCUUGUUAGAUUAGAUUAUCAUGGGAAGCGUGUAGAUCUCACUCACGGGCCAUUAGCGGGCCUUCUAAUGGGCUUGGCGCAGCUGAAUUGUUCCGAAUUAAGACUGAAAAGAUUGACACAUCGACACGGACUUCUGGGAUUCGAUAAGCUCAUAACGUUUUUACUCUCCGAGUGGUUGCAAGAUAUAAAGAAAAAUCAACUUCCAAGUUUGCUGGGCGGAGUAGGCCCUAUGCAUUCGUUGGUACAGUUGUUUCAAGGAAUACGAGAUCUGUUUUGGUUGCCUAUUGAGCAGUACCAGAAAGAUGGAAGAAUCAUCAGGGGUUUGCAGCGAGGUGCAAACAGUUUUACCACAUCCACCGCAAUGGCAGCGUUGGAAUUAACAUCUAGAUUGGUACACGCUAUACAAAGCACCGCUGAAACGGCUUACGAUAUGGUCAGUCCUGGACCCAGCGUCAGACGAAAAAAUAAGGGACAGAAAGGACGUCGGAAACGAUACAGUCAGCCAUUGGACAUUCGAGAAGGAAUGACUAAUGCCUAUAUGCUCGUAAAAGAGGGUUUGGGGGAAACCGCGAAUCAGUUAGUGCGUGUGGCUAGCGAAGAACACGAGCAGAAAGGAGUUUCUGGUGCUGUGGGUGGUGUUUUACGGCAGAUACCUCCGACAGUCGUAAAGCCAAUAAUUCUGGCUACCGAAGCCACUAGUAAUGUUUUAGGCGGUAUGCAGUCGCAAUUAGUGCCCGACGCAAGACGAGAGGCGGCUCAGAAAUGGCGGCAAGAUUCAAACGACGCGAAUUGAGAUUGCGCUGUCGGUGAUGGGCAAAGUUGUCUUUCGAGGCGACUUCACUGUAACAUAUUGAAUCCAUGACGUGAACUUACAAAGAAAUGGCGUAAAUUUCUUCGAAACAAGAAACAUACAAUA
Messenger RNA from Dufourea novaeangliae, 6387 nucleotides. RefSeq names its product autophagy-related protein 2 homolog A (gene Atg2). The transcript has 19 exons. The coding region runs from base 13 to 6264 and encodes 2083 amino acids. Gene Ontology annotation, cellular component: phagophore assembly site; extrinsic component of membrane. Gene Ontology annotation, biological process: reticulophagy; autophagosome assembly; piecemeal microautophagy of the nucleus. Gene Ontology annotation, molecular function: phosphatidylinositol-3-phosphate binding. Lineage: Eukaryota; Metazoa; Arthropoda; Insecta; Hymenoptera; Halictidae. The record is from RefSeq and is a predicted model, not a curated record.